Messenger RNA from Toxotes jaculatrix (banded archerfish), 7989 nucleotides. Its product is annotated as fibroin heavy chain-like. Bases 99 to 6383 code for a protein of 2094 amino acids. NCBI's taxonomy places the organism in Eukaryota, Metazoa, Chordata, Actinopteri, Toxotidae. The record is from RefSeq and is a predicted model, not a curated record. The transcript has 48 exons.
ACAACCUAUUUGGUCUAAUGAGGCCUUGUUGAGCCCUGAUAGGCUUGCUGGGGAUAAAACCUGGGGCUUGGACGAGGAGAGGGACAUUUGGGAGAGAGAUGGCGAGAGGGACGGUGGCCACAUACCUACAUGGAGUCCUUCUCCUGGCUCUGUGGAAACCAUCACUGCAAGGAGGUGUAUACAUACCUGCCGGAGCUGGUGGAGGAGUUGGAGCUGGCUUAGGAGCAGGUGCAGGACCUGGAACUGGAUUUGGACCAGGAGGUACUGGAACAGGAUUUGGUCCUGGAGGAACAGGGACUGGAUUUCAACCUGGUGGAGGAGCUGGACCAGGAGGAGCUGGUGCUGGUCUAGGGAGUUUUGGACCAGGAGGUGGAGGGGGCUAUGGUGGUCAAGGACCAGGAGGAGUUGGACCGGGAGGAGUCGGACCAGGAGGUGUUGGACCGGGAGGAGUCGGACCAGGAGGGCUCGGACCAGGAGGCGUUGUACCUGGAGGAGUUGGACCAGGAGGAGUCGGACCGGGAGGGGUCGGACCAGGGGGUGUUGGACCUGGAGGAGUCGGACCAGGGGGUGUUGGACCUGGAGGAGUUGGACCAGGAGGGUUCAGGCCCAGCACCUUUGGUCCAGGCGGACUGGGAGUCGUACCUGGAGGUGUCAGCGCUGGUGGAAAGCCUCCAAAAACAGGUGGCUACGGUGGUCGUGGAGGAAUAACUGGAGGGUUUGGAGCAGGACAGGGAGCUGGAGGUGUGGGAGGAGGACUGGGACUGGGCGGUCCUGUGUCAGGUGGCUUCGGACCAGGUGGUGUCGGGCCCGGAGGCUACGGAACUGGGCCUGGAGGAGUUGGACCAGGAUAUGGAGGCCUUGGGGCAGGAGGUUUGGGUGGGGGAACGCUUGGAGCAGGAGGCCUCGGGACUGGCAGAGGUCAGGGAGCUGGAGGGCUGGGUGCUGGAACAGGUUACGGACCUGGAGGAGGAUAUGGGGGCUUCGGAGGUGGUUAUGGACCAGGUGGUGUUAGUCAAUACCCAGGAACUGGUGGAAUUGGUCCUAAGCCUCCUAAAACAAGUGGGGCUGGAACAUCACUUGGAGGAACAGGUUAUGGGCCUGGUGGUGCAGGGGUUGGGCCUGGUGGAGCAGGAGUUGGGCCUGGUGGUGCAGGGUUUGGGCCUGGUGGUGCAGGGUUUGGGCCUGGUGGUGCAGGGUUUGGGCCUGGUGGUACAGGAUUUGGGCCUGGUGGAACAGGAUUUGGGCCUGGUGGAGCAGGAGUUGGGCCUGGUGGUGCGGGAGUUGGACCUGGUGGUGCGGGAGUUGGGCCUGGUGGAACGGGAGUUGGGCCUGGUGGAGCAGGAGUUGGUCCUGGUGGUGCAGGAGUUGGACCUGGUGGAGCAGGAGUUGGACCUGGUGGAGCAGGAUUUGGGCCUGGUGGUGCAGGAGUUGGGCCUGGUGGAGUUCCGUUUCUUCCACAGACUGGUACUACCGGGCUAGGACCUGGAGGGAAAAGUGGUGGUAAAGCAUCAAAACAGGUUCCAGGAAUUGGGGUGCCUGGGCUCUACCAAGGUGGUCUUGUACCGGGCCAAGGUUUUGGAGGCCGUGGUGUUCUCCCUGGAGUGGCCACAGGAUCUGGACUUGGGCCCCAGACUGGGGCUGGAGUACUUGGCCAGGGGGGUACUGGACCAGGAGGAGCAGGCAAUGGUCGUGGACAGCUAUUGCCAGGGGUUUUUCGUGGCUACCCUCUCAUAUCACCAAAAUCAGGGGCAGGCAAAUCAAAGAAUCCAGCCAAAGCUGCAGCUAAAUACGGUGGAGCUGGAGCUGGAGGAGGUGCACUUGGUCAAGGUGGCGCUUUAGGGGUUGGCGCUGGAAGGCUCCCUGGAGGAGGGCCAGGGGUCACACCUGGAUUUGGAGGUGGAGUUGGAACAGGAGGUGGACCUGGGGCUGUACCUGGAUUUGGAGGUGGAGUUGGAACAGGAGUUGGACCUGGAACUGUACCUGGAUUUGGAGGUGGAGUUGGAACAGGAGUUGGACCUGGAACUGUACCUGGAUUUGGAGGUGGAGUUGGAACAGGUGGUGGUCCUGGAGUAGCCAGCGGCAUACCUGGUUUGGGUUUCGGCCCUGGCUCAGCCAAAGCACGCAAAUAUGGUCAACCAGGUGGUAUAGGCACUGGUGUAGCUGGAGGCCUUGGAGGAGGAGGACCAGGUGGAGGAGCUGGAGUUGGCCUCAGCACAGGACUGGGGCCUGGCACUGGCAUUGGGACAGGUGGGCCAGGAGGUGGCUAUGGUUUUGGUCCAGGUGGUGUAGGCACUGUUGCAACUGGAGGCCUUGGAGGUGGAGUACCAGGAGGAGGAGUUGGCUUCGGCACAGGUGUGGGGCCUGGCUCUGGGGUUGGUUUUGGUCCAGGUGGUGCUGGCACUGGGCCAGGUGGCAUUGGUCCUGGUGGCGCUGGUGCUGGCCCCGGAGGAGCUGGUUAUGGUCCCGGUAGAACUGGGUACGGACCUGGUGGCACUGGAACAGGAUUAGGAGGAGCAGGAACAGGCCCUGGAGGGUAUGAUGCCAGUGCCAAAGCUCGUAAAUAUGGCAUGUUAAGCGGAGCACUUGGAGGUACAGGAACAAGUACUGGUGGAGUCAGGCCUGGUGGUGCUGUUACUGCUGUUGGACCUGGUGGAGUUGGACCUGGUGGUGCUGGUACUGGUGUUGGACCAGGUGGAGUUGGACCUGGUGGUGCUGGUACAGGCUAUGGACCUGGGGUUGGAGUUGGACCUGGUGGUGUUGGUACAGGAUAUGGGCCUGGUGGAGUUGGACCAGGAGGUGUUGGCACAGGCUUCGGACCAGGUGGAGUUGGACCUGGCAGUGUUGCUACAGGCUAUGGACCAGGUGGUGUUGGGCCAGGUGGUACUGGUACUGGCUAUGGACCUGGAGGAGGAGUUGGACCUGGUGGUGCUGGCUAUGGACCUGGAGGUUAUGCUGGUGCCAAAGCCCGCAAAUAUGGUCUGCCUGGAGGUGUUGGAGGUGCCCUAGGGGCAGGGGGACUUGGUGUCGGAGUUGGUCCAGGUUCUGGGCUCGGAGUAGGGGGAGGGGUCCCAGGAAGAGGUGUUGGACUAACGACUGGUGGUGGACCUGGAGCAGGAUUGGGAACCAGUGGGAUACCUGGUUCUGGUGUUGUAACGGGAGGUGGACCAGGAGGCUUUGGACCAGGCAGUGCUGGAGGAUAUCCUGGGGGACCCAAGUCUCUCAAAUACGGGCUUCCUGGUGGUGGCGGAGCUCCAGGAUCUGGUCUGAAUGGAAGAUUUGGUGGCCCAGCAGCAGGUGGGUAUGGCCCUGGGACCGGAGGAGCACUUGGGACUGGAAGACCAGGAUUUGGACCUGGUGGUUUUGGGCCUGGCGGAUAUGGGCCUGGAGUUGGAGCUGUGCCUGGUACUGGUUAUGGACCAGGGGCUGGAUAUGGAACAGGCUAUGGAGCUGGAUUAAAACCUGCUAAAUACGGUUAUGGUACACCUGGAUCUAAAGCUGCUAAGUACGGGCAACCUGGUGGAGUUACACCUGGUGUAGGAACAGGGACUGGCACUGAUGCUUCAGUCAAUGGCACCAGCACUGGCAGUGGCACAGGGACAACAGCUGGACCCAGUGGAGGACGACUUGGAGGAGCAGGAAGCACACAAGCUCCAGCAUCAGAAGGUGAUAGUGCCACUGGCAGUGUGAUAGAAGGGUCUGGAAGUCCUGGAGUUGAAGGAGGUACUAGCUCAGCCGGCAGACCAGUGGGAACAGGCCGUGAUGGGGAAGGCUUGAGUGGGACAGGAAUCCCCAUCCUUGCAGCAAAACCAGGACUCAAUGGGACUGACGUUCCAGGUUCUGGUGGUGACCUGUCAAGUGGGACACUGCCUGGAGCCAGACCUCUCAAACCCCCAGGUGUCCCCAGAGGUGACACACCAGGUGAAGGAGAUGGAGAGGGAGGUCCUGAUGGUGAGAGAGUUGGUACAAGAGUCACAGGCGGAGGACCGGGAGGAGUAGGAGGAGGUCCUACCAGUGCAGCAGGAGUAGGUGGAGUUUCAGGUGGUGUAACAGGUGUGGGAAGAGGAGACAGUCCUGCGGCUGGAACUGGAGUUGGACCAGAAGGUGCAACUGGUGGAGUUGGGGGAACACCAAAACCACCCAAAGCAUACAGACCUGAUGGGACUGUGGCAGGAGGUGUAAGUGGUGGACCUGGAGGAGUUGGAGCCGGUCCUGGGGGAGUCGGUGCUGGUCCUGGUGGAGUUGGAGCUGGUCCUGGUGGAGUUGGAGCUGGUCCUGGAGGAGUUGGAGCUGGUCCUGGGGGAAUUGGAGUCGGUCCUGGGGGAGUCGGAGCUGGUCCAGGAGGAGUUGGAGUGGGUCCUGGAGGAGUUGGAGUGGGUCCUGGAGGAGUUGGAGUUGGUCCUGGGGGAGCAGGCUUGGUACCUGGGGCUGGUGGGGCCAGUGGAGUAGGAACAGGAGCCCUUAAACCUGGAAAAAGCUAUGGUGCUGGUGGAGCCGGAGUUUUACCAGGUGGAGGUAUACGUUACCCAACUGGAGCUGGAGUAGGACAGGGAACAGGAAAACUGGGCAAAGCAUAUGGAACUCUAGGAGCAGGAGGCCUAGGUGGAGUCGGACAUGGUGGCUAUGGUACUGGCCCAGGAGGUUAUGGUGCAGGACCUGGAGGUUACGGGGCUGGCCCGGGCGGCUAUGGUGCUGUGCCUGGUGGAUAUGGAGCUGGGCCUGGAGGAUAUGGAGCCAGAGGCAUUGGUGGUGGUCCUGGGGGUGCUGGAACGCUCGGAGUUGGAGGGGGUGGAAUUGGUCCUGGAGGUACAGGUGGAGGCGUAGGAGGAGGAGUAGGCCCUGGUGGAAUUGGCGGUGGACUGGGGGGAUACGGUGGUGGUGUGGGUCCUGGUGGUUCAAGAUAUGGCACAGGUCCAGGACUGGGCACCGGCACUGGCAAACCACCAAAAAGUUAUGGAGCAGGAGCUGAUGGUACUCGGGUUGGGCCUGGUGGCUAUGGGACUGGACCAGGUGGAAUUGGUUCUGGUCCAGGAGGUUUUGGCCCUGGUGCUGGUAGUUAUGGAACUGGUGGCACUGGACCAGGUGGUUAUGGGCCCAGCAGUGCCGGGACAGGACUCGGUGGAGUCGGAGCCAGGCCAGGUGGUUUUGGGCCAGGUGGUGUUGGACCCGGUGGUGUUGGCACAGGACCAGGCAGCUAUGGACCUGGUGGAGCAGGGGCAAUUCCUGGUGUUUACACUGCUGCAGGUCAAGGACUGGGGACAAGAAAGCCACCCAAAACAGGCUACGGAUCAUCCUCACUGGGUGGAGCUCAAGGGGUUGUACCUGGUGGGACAGGCACUGGACCUGGCAGAUAUGGGCCUGGAGGCGUUGGACCUGGUGGUGUGGGCACAGGAACAGGAGGCUUUGGACCUGGUGGUGUUGGCACAGGAACUGGAGGCUUUGGACCUGGUGGUGUUGGCACAGGAACCGGAGGCUUUGGACCUGGUGGUUUUGGCACAGGAACAGGAGGCUUUGGACCAGGUGGUGUUGGCACAGGAACAGGAGGCUUUGGACCUGGUGGUGUUGGCACAGGAACAGGAGGCCUUGGACCAGGUGGUGUUGGCACAGGAACAGGAGGUUUCGGACCAGGUGGCAUUGGAACAGGGACAGGAGGCUUUGGACCAGCAGGGCAAGGAUUAGGAAAACAAAAACCUUCUAAAACUGCAGGAGCAUUAGGAGGACGUGCAGGGGCUGGUCCUGGUGGAGUCGGAGCUGGACCUGGAGGCGCUGGCCCUGGAGGAUAUGGUCCAGCUGGAACUGGAACUGGUCCUUUUGGUUAUGGGCCUGGGGGUGCUGGACCUGGUGGUUAUGGCCCAGGAGGAGCUGGACCUGGUGGUUAUGGCCCCGGAGGUGCUGGAACUGGAGGCUAUGGCCCAGGAGGACCUGGAAUUGGACCUGGAAUUGGACCUGGGGGUUUUAGACCAGGUGGGGCUGGAGGAUAUGGACCUGGUGGCCAAGCACUUGGGACAAGGAAGCCUUCUAAAUCAGGUUAUGGCUCGUCAUUGGGUGGAACUGGCUAUGGACCAGGCGGUGGAGUAGGAAGGCUUCCUGGUGUGGGAACAGGAGGAAUCACUGGAGGUGGCACAGGCAGUGUAGCAGGAGGAACAGGGGCAGGAGGUCCUGCAGGAACAGGCCUGGGAGUAGGUGUGGGCGGCUUACCAGCAGGAGGUGCUGGCCCGGGCUUUGGUGGGACAGCUGGUGGAGGCUACCCAGGAUAUGCAGGAGCCGGGCAAAAAUCUAAGGCACAGAAGGCAGCCAAAUAUGCAGCCAUGCAGGCCUUACUGGGAGCUGGGGGCUACAGAGGUGCUGGCUGUCAGGGUAAAUUCUGUGGCCGAAGGAGGAAGUGAGAGACCAACAGACAGGAAGUGACCUCAUUAAAACAACAGUGGUGCUACUGCAUGAUCCCAGGCUGUAAAUGUCUAGUCUGCCAAAGAAGCUAAAGCUUCAACACAUUCCACAUGUUACCUUUUUUCUUUUACUUUGAUUUUAUACAAAGGUCUCUUUCAAAAAGAGCAAUGGUUCUCAACCUGUUAGUGUUGUGAUUCCUUAAGGCAAUGCCUCUGUUGCAGGCUGUUGUUUUCCUGAGUAAUUCAGCAAUGGUCAAAGAAUUAAAAAUAACUACUAUUUCACUAGAAGAAGCACAAGUUAAACCAAGUCUGUACGGGGAAACAUUUGUUUCAAUAGGAAUUUUUUUUCCCCUCAUGAAUCACCUGGCAAAUUUCUGAGAACCCUGACUACCAGGCUGAGAACCACUGAAAUAAAGGAAGCAGAUUUCUUUUUAACUGUAAGACCAAGUUGUGCUAUAAUACAGUUUUUGCUUAUUGUUGUUGUUGCUGCACUGAACAUCAUUUAUGUUCCUGUGCAAGUAUCACCAUGAAUCCUCUGGGUGAAUACCAAGGACUCCCUCAGGGCAGCUCCUUCAGACCUGUCUGUAUGCUGACACAACAUUAAAAAAAAAAACUUUUCCUAGUCCACAUUUUUCUCCAGUUCAACAGGGUUUCCCUGAGGUCUGCAGAGUGUAAUGUCUGAUUCACUAAUUUUUAGCUUUGUGUACAGACAGAAACAGACGGUUGCUAUUUUGGAGAACUGUGAACAAAAGGGACUCAUAGUGGAAUUUCUCAUGGUGUGGUGUUCUGACCAGCCAUUAUCUGAUCCCUGAAAAGCAGUCUGUGUCCAUGUCAACUGUGCUAAGGCCUCGGCAGUAACAACAAAUGUGGAGGAUGAAGGUCCUCAGCCGUUAACACUUGUGAAAUUCUUCCACUCCAUUCACAACACUAAAGGCACUGUUUUAUAGCUACAUAACACUUAUUGGUAUACAUGUAAAGUUUUGGUUAACAUGCAUCUUUUUUUUUUCAUUAAUAGAAGAAUGUAUUUGUUAUGAUGAUAUUCUGAUGUGGCUUAUAUUUGACUUUUACACUUGCUGUUACGGAAAGCAUUAAAACUAAUUGUGAGGUAAUAUGAUCUGAAUGCGUGAUGCAUUUAAAUGACAUCUGAGGAGCGCUGAUUACUGUUUUUCUCUUUUUGAUUUACCUCCUUUAACACUGUUGUUCACGUUUACUAGUCGUGUUAAAUUAUGCUGAGAAAAAGCAGAAAAAGCUACGUUCCUUAACUAUUUAGUCUCAUUUUACAAAUUCAAGUGAAUUAAUUCAGUAUUAAGUGUUUGAGUUAUUUGGUGUGUGUGUGAGUUUUAACAGUUUUUUGAGCUAUGUAGUACUAGUGCUUUGUUUUCUACAUUGUCCUUGAAUAUGUGCUGAAUCACACUGUAGUCUGUGAUAUCAUUAGGAUUGAAAAAAGUGUAACUGAAUCUCAUCUUGCAUUUGAGCUUCCAGUUGUGUCUCUGUCAUGUAGCUCAAUGUGUGUUUUUAACAGCUGUGUUUUUUUUAUGUGGCCUAUGAAGAAAACUGUGCACUUUUGUACACUUUCUGAAAAUGCUCUCUAAAAUAAAGAAAUGAC